Cydia amplana is the source of this 2270-nucleotide messenger RNA. RefSeq names its product peroxidase-like. Gene Ontology annotation, molecular function: peroxidase activity; heme binding. The transcript has 14 exons. NCBI's taxonomy places the organism in Eukaryota, Metazoa, Arthropoda, Insecta, Lepidoptera, Tortricidae. The record is from RefSeq and is a predicted model, not a curated record. Gene Ontology annotation, biological process: response to oxidative stress. Bases 149 to 2224 code for a protein of 691 amino acids.
GCUUAGUCCUCAACAAGCCGCGUCGGCCGUGGCACCCGCGUAAAGCUCAUACUAUUUACAGUACAGUAGGUACCUAAAAACCUAUUAAGGCAGUUCUCGUGUGACGAAAGUGGUGGUACUUCGAUUACAAUUAUUAAUUCUAGGUACGAUGGCGAGGGUCUUCGCCAUAGUGCUGGCGUUAUGCAGCGCUGCGCGCGGCCAGGGCUACCACGACCACGGCGCGGCGUCGGCAAACGCUCGGGUCUAUUACCUGGAGGACAGUUUAAGCCCAGUGCAGAAAUUUGACGCUGUCUUGGCCACGGCCUCUGCGUUUUCUCCUUUGCCAGCUAGGUUACCUGUAAACGGAUUUGGCGGACCAGCCCCACCGGGACAUCAGGCCGGCAGUCCACUAAACAGUUUUAACAAUCCGCCGCCUCCUUUGGGAAACGGCGUGGAUAUCUCAGGGUUGACAUGCGGGCUCGCGCCCCCGUUCUGUGGAAAGUCCCGGUACCGCAGCAUCGACGGUUCCUGCAAUAACCUCCAGCGGCCCGUGUGGGGCAUGCCGCAGACGCCCUAUGGACGAUUAUUGCCUUUCAACUACGCUGACGGUAUAAGCGCUUGGCCAGUGUCUUCGACGGGGCAGCAAUUGCCAAACCCGCGCACAAUCAGCUUGGCACUGUUCCCCGACAAGAACCUCGUAGAUCCAGUGUGGAACCUGAAUGCGCAGCAGUGGGGCCAGAUCAUCACGCACGACAUGUCGCUCACGGCUGGAGUUACUCAGACUCACAAGGAACCGGUGACGUGUUGCGACGAUAGCGGGCAGUUAGCGCCCGCCGCCACCAACUCGCAGUGCCGGCCCAUCCUCAUCCCGCCGGGAGACCCCGUGCACGCGCCCUACGGCAGACAGUGCUUGAACUUCGUCCGAACCGGGACCACCAGAGACAGGGGCUGCACGCCCCCGGAUGCUCCCGCCGCCCCGUUGUCAGUAGUGACCGCGUACAUGGACCUGUCACAAGUAUACGGCAGUAGCAUCGGACAAGCGGCGCCGCUGCGGGAAUACCGCGGAGGACGCAUGGUGACGGUGCUGCGCGGGGGCCGCGAGUACCCCCCGCAGGACCCCAACGUGACGGUCACCUGCGAGUCCGCGCAGUCGCCCAACGAGCCCUGCUACUUGGCAGGUGACGUCCGCGUGAACCAGAACCCUCAGCUGACGUUGCUGCAGAUCAUCUUGCUGCGCGAGCACAACCGCAUCGCGGACGAGCUCGCGCACCACAACCCGCACUGGAAAGACGAGACGGUCUUCCAGGAGGCCCGGCGCAUCAACAUCGCUGAGAACCAGCAUAUCAACUAUUAUGAAUACUUGCCCAUCUUCCUUGGCACUGAGAACAUGAUAAAGAACAAGCUGAUCUACCCGGGCGUGCACGGCUACGUGAACGAUUACAACCCCAACGUGGACCCGUCUGUCCUCGACGAGCACGCCACCGCCGCCUUCAGACAUUUCCACACGCUCAUCCGCGGCUUCCUUCAGCUGAUAUCUGAAAACCGCAAACUACUAGGCGCAGUGCGCAUAAGCGACUGGUUCAAUCGGCCCCAAAUUUUGGAGAUCGGCAAUACAUUCGAGGACUUGACUCGGGGCUUGGCGACGCAACCGGUGGAUUUCAGCGACCAAUUCUGGACCAGCGAGAUGACACAGUUCUUAUUUAAACGUAACAACACGGUCGGAGGCGAUUUGCGCGCGACCGACAUCCAGCGAGGCCGCGACCACGGGCUGGCCAACUACGGGGCGACGCGCGCUGCGUGCGGGCUGCCCGUGCCCGCCACCUUCCACGACAUGACCGACUACAUAUCCCCGGAGAACGUGCGAGUGCUAGAGCAGCUGUACGCGAGCCCCGAGGACGUGGACGUGGUGGUGGCGGGCUCCCUUGAGCACAACGUGCCCGGCGCGCUAGCUGGCCCCACGUUCCUUUGCAUCCUCACCGAGCAGUUCUACCGCACGCGCGUCGGCGACCGCUUCUUCUACGAGAACGGCGCUGACCACGUCACCGCCUUCACCCCAAGUCAGCUGAAGAGCAUCCGCCGCGGCGCCUCGAUGGCGAGGCUGCUGUGCGACAACGCCGACGGCAUCCACAUCAUGCAGCCCAAGGCCUUCGAGCAAAUUAGAAGCGGAAACCCUCUAAUGCCGUGCGACCACUUGCCAGCUAUCGACCUCUCAUUAUGGAAGGAUGCCACCGGAUCGUACAAAUGAUUAUUUGAUUAAUACCUAAGUUGUACUAAGAUGAAGCAACAUGUAA